AUGGUCCGCGCCUGCCUCGUCUCUCUUUGGCAGCUCGUGCUGUCGGGCUUCAGUCUCCACAUCGGCGUCCAGGCCGUGUUGCUUGAAGCGCCUGUUCUCAAGGAGCUUUCCGUCGCAAUACGUCCGUAUUUCGACUCAGUAGUAGCGGACGCAGCUGAAGCUGAAGCUGUUGCGAGUUCCGACGUCUCGUUGCCGUCUGAAAUGGCAUUUGAAGCUGAUCAAGACGAGUCGGUAUCUAAAUACUCUCCGUUGCCACACUCGCCGCUUUUGGUAGCAGUUGGAGCGUGUGAUGCAGUGGCGCUGCGUUGGCGCAGCUUCGAGAUGCCCAUGUGGCCAGUCGAGCGGUUUGUUCUCCAGCGAUAUCCAGACGUGGAGCACCAGCCGCAGUGGAGCACGCUGCUGGACGAGAAUGCCUCGGAGCUUGUGGAUCAGAACGUUCAGUCUGGACGCAGGUAUGCGUAUCGUGUAAAGGCCAUUUGCAGGGACAAUGUGUCGAGCGCUCACGAGUAUCAGUGGGUUCAGCUGGAUGAUAUUAAGAGCGGCAGUAGCUCAAGGUGCCGAGCGUCGUCUUCAUUGCUGAGCUCUGUCGACGCGCUCACCGUUGAGGAAGUGCGCUAUCUCGGGAUCAUCUUUGCGUGCUUCUUGACCGUGUAUGGUCUCAUGCGAGUGAGUGUUAUGGGUGUACAGGGCACACAGUCUCGCUCGAGUCGUCUGAAGCAAAUUGAAAAGUCCGUGGCUGAGGGAGGAGGGAUUGUUGCAGCCCCUGUGUCGAUCGGACACGGGGUCUCCAUGGUGCUGAGGCAGUCCUCGACGUCCACGUCCAGCUCGUCGUCGUCCGUGGAUGGCGACCUUAGUCUGCGUGGCAGCAUGCCUGACGCUACCCCAAUAAGUACCACCGCUUCGGCUCGUGGCUUGACACGCGCAUACAGCUGUUCGGGUCCCAUGGUGCGCUCGCAGUCCGUACAACUACCCAUUCGAAGCUCGUUUCGUCCCAUUUCGCACUCUAGUAGCACCAUUCGCGAGAAGGCGACUGAGUGCGGGCAUUGUAGCAAGCGCUUUGGACUGUUUCGAAAGCAGUACAUGUGUGACAUCUGUCACUCGGUCGCGUUGUGCCGCAAGUGCGGUUAUCGAGCGUCCGUAGACAGCUUUGCCCACGCCCAUACUGGCUUGCAUGCGGGCUCAGAAGGUAACACAAGAUCGAGUGCUGGCGAUUAUGGCGCUGGCCGACGUCGUUCGAGCGUGGACCAGCACCAGCAAAAGAAGCUCAAGGUCCGGACGAUCUGCAGGACCUGCUGCGAUGACGUUUAUCGAUACUCUGCACGCGCAAGUGAAAGACGUCCGUCUUACACGGUUGCAGCAAUGUGA
Peronospora matthiolae is the source of this 1365-nucleotide messenger RNA. The record is from the annotation of a GenBank genome assembly. NCBI's taxonomy places the organism in Eukaryota, Oomycota, Peronosporomycetes, Peronosporales, Peronosporaceae.